GUCAACAUAGUGUAAAUUCUGAUGGAUUUGAUGUUUGACCUUCCAAAUACUGUGAUAUGCCGGCUUAAGCAAUGGGUUACUCGUAUCACUCAACAGGAAGCCGACUGCGUUAAGAUUUUUAGAUGAUCGCUAUAAAAAAUCUUAUUAUGAUGUCGAUUUAUAGCUUGUGCGACAAUAAACCAAGGUUACGUCAGGACACGUGCUUAAACUUUCUGGUGGUUAUCCAUCUUCAUAGGUAUGACCCAAAGUAUGGAGAGGCUAGGGCUUCGAAAAGGAAAGUUCCAUCAUUACCGGUAAUGAAAUAUGGGGAGUAUUACAUUUCAGCUUAAGCCAGAAAGAAGCAAAAAGGAAGGACACAAACAGCACAUCCCGUCAGAAGAAUAUUCCGACCCAUCUGUUUUGUCUGAAGCAGACGUAGUCCACGUUGCUAAUCAGGCCAGCGGCAAAGAACGCAACGACGAAAGUGAAGUUACACAAAAUCCUGAACCUCAAGGUUCCGAUGGUGUUUCUAAUAAAAAAUCACCUGAAGAUGGAAAAGUCAACGGUGAUCGGGAUUAUAUAGAAACGACAAAUAAUAAAGCCCUUCAUAUAGAAACAACACCAGUUGUACCCAAGACACCUCUAAGAAAGGCUGUCGUAGUGGAACUUCCAAAUAAAAAUAGCCAAACCAUGGAUAACAGCAAUAACACAAAUGAUUUUCAAAUAUCUGGUACUGUGGCUUAUCCGAAAAUAUUUGAAGAGCUGUUCUCUGGUUUAUCAAUACCUGUUGAUAUACCUGGCACUAGGGAUCAAGUUUUGGAGAAAAAUAACGCUCCGGAAAGUCUCAGGACCCAGGUAUUAAUCUGGGUAUUAUAACAGAAGUAGUUAAGCCACUUCAUAUCUUAUUACUCUUCAAUAUACUCCAUUUUAUUCUCUCAGCUUUGAUGCCUUAAUAAUUCUCCAUUUAAAUAAGCCCAAUUUAUAACAACUGUCUUAAGGAUUGCUUUUAAUAUUACUAUUCAGAACUUUCCUUUCCAUUAGUAUCAGGUCUUAUAGAGAUGUAGCAUGGCUCCCAUCCAGAAAACAUCAAAAUCAUGACUACAAUAGUCCCAUUAUACAUAAUGAAAUCCAAACCAAAACAGACCCGGCAACUAUUAGAAACGGCAAAGAAAGAAACAAAUGGUCUAUGAAUGACUUGUAUUGACAAACACUAAUCUACGAAAAUGUAAUUUCAGUCUGUUAUAAGAAAACCGAAGCCACUGCAUCUCGUGAGUCAGGACUACAUCAAACAUGUUGCCUCUGCCAUUCAAGACGAACUAGAAGAAAUUAGCGGCAAUAUAAAUAAAAAGAAAAGCGACGA
Messenger RNA from Helicoverpa armigera (cotton bollworm), 1339 nucleotides. RefSeq lists its product as uncharacterized. The record is from RefSeq and is a predicted model, not a curated record. The transcript is spliced from 3 exons. The coding region runs from base 304 to 855 and encodes 183 amino acids. Lineage: Eukaryota; Metazoa; Arthropoda; Insecta; Lepidoptera; Noctuidae.